AUGGGGAUGAGAAACAAAGGUCGAAAGGGUAACAAACAUCAUGCGAUGAAAGAACGGAGGGUUCAUGUGGACUCGGAAAACUCCGACGAUGAACAAACCGGAAGUGGCGGUGAUAAUGACAUCUCACGUAACGACCCUCUAUCAAAUGUUAAUAGUGGUAGUAGUGAAAAUGUGGUAAAUGAAAUCAAACAAUUGAAAGCAAAAUUUUAUGAGUCAGAUAUAGAAAGAGAAGGGCUCAGGAGCCUGACCGAAUCUUUAAAAACAAAGGUGAGCCAGCUCCAACAACAAAUCCUGAAGUAUGAAAGUUCAUCACAAGAAAACGACGCAUUGAGGUCACAAAAGGAGUCACUCGAGGAAAAAGUUGAAAAGUUACAACUGAAAGUUCGAGAAUAUGAGAAGACCAUUCAAGAAUUCCGAAGCGACUUGGAAAGUGUCAAUCAACAGAAUAUCGAAUAUUCAAGAAGUAGAAUUGAACUAGAGAAGAAAAAUAAUUUGCUCGAGUCUGAAUUACGAAGAUUACAAACCAAAGUAAAUGAAUCUGAUAAAGAGGUCGACGAUCAGAAAUACGAGAUAGAAAGAUUGUUGGAUCGCAUUAAUUCUUUAAAACAAAGUAAAGCGGAAAUGAAAGAUCUACACGAGAUUGUGGACGUCGAAUAUAGAAGAUUACAAUGUAGAAAUGUCGAAAAUGAAUUGGAGAUCGAGACGUUACAGUUGGAGGUGAAAAGAUUAAGGGAUAAGUGCGUGAUGAUGCGUCAAGAAUCGGAUGAGACGGUCAGAUCUCAUGAUAAAUUAAAAUUCGAUAUGAAGGCAUUACAACAUGUGAUUGUUGAACAAGAUCGUAUCAUAAGAACCAAGGGUCAAAAAGAAAGUUGCGUGCAUCCCGCAUACUGCAAUGUAUGCAAUAAACUUAUUGUUGGAAUUAGAUACAAGUGUGGACAUUGUGACAACUAUGACAUAUGCGUCAACUGCGAAGGCUCCAAUCACGAUCGUACACACGUUUUUAUCAAGAUCAAGUAUCCGAUUGACAACGACAGAUUCGCGGAUACUGCCUUGCUGCCUAAAUUUCGGUUAAUCGAACAAUAUGAAAACGAUGUUGAUCAUAAAGCCGUUUGCGACGUGUGUCAUAAGAAUAUCAUGGGUAUUCGACAUAAGUGUGGCCAUUGCGCUGAAUUCGAAAUGUGUGUAAGUUGUGAAGCAUAUCCAUACAACAUUCACGAUCCUACCCACGUUUUCAUAAAGAUUAAAAGACCAGUGUGUAUUGAUUCCAAGGAACCAUUACUCCCGCGUGAUUUUCACCCUUCUACUAAACAACAAUAUUAG
Molecule: messenger RNA, 1320 nt
Organism: Acaulospora morrowiae
Lineage: Eukaryota; Fungi; Glomeromycota; Glomeromycetes; Diversisporales; Acaulosporaceae
Source: the annotation of a GenBank genome assembly